UAACAAAACAUCAUUAACAAGAGCUUUGUACGAGCUGCGAUACAUUUAUAGAUCUAACAGACAUGAUGAAUUCUCGUAUUGCAUGGCUCAUGAUGGCCUUGAUGAUCUUCUCAGUUCUCUUGAUUGCUGCAGAUCAUAGCAUAGAAGCAAGAAAGGAUCCUGGUGAAUAUUGGAUUAGUGUUAUGAAAGAACAGCCCAUGCCGGAAGCACUUCAAGUCCUUGUUCCUGAGCUGGAUUCCUCGCCAUCUCAACUCAACAAGAAUGCCGAUGACUGUCACACGUCUGAGCUGGGAGUAGAGAUCAACAAAUUAGACCAGCUUGUCGAGGAUUUCAAGCAUAAAGAUCAUGAUCACAAACAGCAUUUUGUUAAGGAUUUCGAGCCUAGACCCAAUGUCUCACCGUACGAUGGCGAUGAUAUUGUUGGUCAUGAAUCGGAGAAGAAGUUUGUCAAGGACUUCGAACCAAGACCUAAAGCUUACACCGAUGAUCUUGUCCAAGCUUCUAAAGAAAGAACAUUUGCAGAAGAAUUUGAGCAAGCACCAGAUGCUUCUAUUUAUCACAAUUAA
Messenger RNA from Juglans microcarpa x Juglans regia, 566 nucleotides. Its product is annotated as organ-specific protein P4-like. The record is from RefSeq and is a predicted model, not a curated record. NCBI's taxonomy places the organism in Eukaryota, Viridiplantae, Streptophyta, Magnoliopsida, Fagales, Juglandaceae. The transcript is spliced from 2 exons. The coding region runs from base 63 to 566 and encodes 167 amino acids.